UUCGAGCUAGGCUCGUUUGGCUCAACAGGAGAUCAGCAGACCAGACCGGCGUUUCAUUUCGCCGCAGAAGGUCGUUCACAGCUGGGAGUUAUUUAGCACUAUUUAAAACCGAAACCAGACCCACGGAUUAUAUUAUAUUGUCUUGUCUGUGACUAUUUCUGGGGAAAAAAACCCAGAGGGACGCGGGUGUCGGCCAGCCGCCACUCGGGCUCGUUAUGAAACAUUGCUAGCGAACGUUGGCUAACGUUAGCAGCUAACGGACGUUAAGGAAGCUGCCGUUGGUUACGCUGACCGCUCUAAAAGCGGCUGGAGUCGCUGAGGUGACCUCACACAACCAGCCGGUAAACGCCAACCAGUUAAUUCGGGGCAUUAGUAAUAGUAACUUACUAUAGCUACGUUGGCGCUAAUACACCCGUACUACGCCGGGUGUUUGGAGCGGACAUUUGAAGCCUUCUGCCUGGGUCUUUUUCGACCAGACCCAUUGCUCAGCUUCUCGGACCCAGGAUCUGUGCUCGUUAAACUGAGUGGCUGACUUGAUGGCAGCCACGGCCGGUGCCCGGCGGUUACCCAUGGGCGUACGGACAUUCAGUGACCUCCUCCACAUCGCCUGCGUGGGCACACCUCGCCCGUGUCGCCCAGGGGUGCUUAGAGGAUGCCUGCGACAGAACAUUAGACACUUGUCGUCAUGCGGCAUUUUGAUGACAAGAACUCCCAAAGUGCUUUGCCUUCAAGACUGGGCCACAAUGACAGCUGCUCCUCCUCACAGCCGAAACUUCAUCAGUUUUACCAACAAAAGGAAGGAGUACUCCGAGCGUAGGAUACUUGGAUUUUCUAUGCAGGAAAUGCAUGAUGUGGUGGCCAAUGUUGACGAAUACAAGCACUUUGUGCCCUGGUGUAAGAAGUCCCAGACCAUCAUGAAAAGAGCAGGCCACUCCAAAGCCCAAAUUGAGGUCGGAUUUCCUCCAGUGGUGGAAAGAUACACGUCUAUGAUCACCUGUGUCCGGCCCCAUCUAGUCAAAGCGGUGUGUACGGAUGGAAAGCUAUUCAAUCACUUGGAGACCAUAUGGCGCUUUAGUCCUGGUAUUCCUGGUUACCCUCGCACCUGCACGGUAGACUUUUCUAUAUCCUUUGAGUUCCGCUCUUUGCUGCACUCCCAGUUAGCCACCAUGUUCUUCGACGAGGUCGUAAAGCAGAAUGUCGCGGCGUUCGAGCGGCGGGCCGGUAAGCUCUACGGCCCAGAGACUCGUAUCCCGCGAGAGCUGAUGUUUCACGAGGUGCAUCAGACGUAAUCUCAGGAGCUCUAUGUUCUCAUCUGACCUUAAACCAUACCAACUGUUUAUUCCCUUUAUCAACACAAACCUGCAUGAUGCUUCUUAUUCUGCCGCCGCCUCAGGUCUGCAGCGCCACAUAGACAUUCAACUGUAGUAAGCUCUAUAUUGGAAUUCCCGCAUCAACACAUUCUUGUUUAUCUCCUCUGUGUGUUAAGUCUGUCAAAUUUCUUCCACUUCCACUUAAAGGAUGCUUGUUUAUCAGAAGGAACCCCCCUUUCACCUCACUUCCAUGAGAGUUAAAAGCUUUCUUUGUGUGAACGCAACAGUAAAUCAUUGCAUUAUCAUGUUACCAACUAUCAUUAUUAUUAUUAUUAUUAUAGGGCUUUUAUUUUUAAACGGAAAGCACAGUGACACUGAACAAAACAUGCUUUUUGUUACUUAGAAACGGGCAAAGACUUUUACUCUCACCAGGGAUCAAGGCUCGUUCAUUGUGAUCUCAGAUAUAUGCUACAAUGACGCAAAAUACACUGUUCUCUUUUCAGUUGUCUUUUGCUCCUUAUACUGUAAUCUUUGCUUCCAAAGUGAAGUUUUUAUCUAUUAUUUGACAUAUAAUGCGUAGCAAGACAAUUAUGCAUUUAAUGCUUUUUAAUUUAUUCUUCAGAGUUCAUUUGCAUAUUCUUGCUGUUUUCUUGGGGUUCAAAGAAAUGUUGUGACGUUAUUGAAGGGCAACAUUUUUCAUGGGGAAAAGUAACUUCUUCAUUAGACUGCUUUUGGCCUCUAUUUACUUUUUGGUUUGGGACAUUUUGCGUUAAUUUGGAUGUUGAUGUGCUGUGAAAAUGGUGUUUUUGAACAUUUAAACUUCCGCGGUCAACUGCCUUAUUUUACAGCCCAUAACAAGUAACUAUUUGUUGACUAACAGAGGGAGGGAAAUCUUAACUUUGUACCAACAAGAAUAUGUGAUAAACUGAAGACGACUGAAAUACUCCAUAUGGGAUUACAAAUCUUCCAGGUUCUCUAAAUGAUCUGCUUCAAAACUUGGACAUGCUUCAAUUAAAACCUGCUGUGUUAAUAUAUAACUCCUGCUGUUAAAGUCUCUUUGUACUUCACAGUUCACUAAAGGUCAUCAGCAUGAUGUUCCAUUUCCAUCAUGUAUAUUAAAUCUGUGUGGGCUGCAGAAUAAAACAUUCUAGAUCAUUU
This is a messenger RNA of Gasterosteus aculeatus aculeatus (three-spined stickleback), 2468 nucleotides long. It is a transcript of the gene coq10a, whose product is annotated as coenzyme Q10A. Gene Ontology annotation, biological process: cellular respiration. Gene Ontology annotation, cellular component: mitochondrion. Gene Ontology annotation, molecular function: ubiquinone binding. The record is from RefSeq and is a predicted model, not a curated record. NCBI's taxonomy places the organism in Eukaryota, Metazoa, Chordata, Actinopteri, Perciformes, Gasterosteidae.